Molecule: messenger RNA, 3235 nt
Organism: Nematostella vectensis (starlet sea anemone)
Lineage: Eukaryota; Metazoa; Cnidaria; Anthozoa; Actiniaria; Edwardsiidae
Product: vesicular glutamate transporter 3
Exons: 10
Coding region: 198-1688 (496 amino acids)
Biological process (GO): transmembrane transport; monoatomic anion transport
Molecular function (GO): transmembrane transporter activity
Source: RefSeq, a predicted model, not a curated record
AGUAGUUGCGUCUAAGAGUAUGAUUAAAAAACAACGACCCUGACAGAAACAAAAAGCGCUUGGAAGGCGCUAAUAAAAACACCACAAGGAAUCAAAAUCUUUUUUAUUCAAUUUCAAAAUGUGCUAAGAUACUCAACCCUGAAGUCUCUAGUUAAGAUGGAAGUAGAUUUGACCAUCAAGGCCGUGUGGUGCCCUUGAUGGAAAAACCUUGCUGUUGCUUCUCGAUCAUUUACCACUGUGUACUCCAAGAGUGUUCGUGUUUGGAAUCAAUAAUGGCAAUCGAUUUGGAUAUUCCUAAGCGAUAUGUUCUCUCUGGCUUGAUAUUCAUCGGAUUUUUUAUAAUGUCUGCGCUGCGCGUAAAUCUUAACGUUGCGAUUGGUGCGAUGGUGAAUAAUCAUACAAUCAAUACGAACGGAACGGAUAUUGUUGAGGAUCCAGAGUUUGAUUGGGACUCCGCUAUGCAAGGCAUCAUCCUUGGCUCGUUCUACUACGGAUACAUGGUUUUCCAGAUCCCAGGAGGCUGGCUGGCCAUGAAGCUCGGAGGCGCCAAGCUCUUUGGCUUUGGCAUAUUUAGCGCCUCAUUCCUGACUCUCUUUACACCACUCGCGGCUCGCUGUAGCCCCAUCGCACUCAUCAUACUGCGCGUACUGGAAGGACUCGCUCUGGGGUGCCUGUUCCCGUGUAAUCACUGUAUCUGGGGACACUGGGCGCCGUCAGAAGAGAGGACAACACUUGUCACGGUGUCAGUCGCAGGUACAAGUGUGGGCUACCUUUUCACCAUGCCCAUUACCGGACUGCUCACCAAAUAUGGGUUUGAUGGCGGCUGGGGAUCGGUGUUCUACUGUUUCGGUGUGUUUGGCCUGUUCUGGUACAUUGCCUGGCUAUUAUUGGUCUACGAGACGCCAGCAGAACACCCGGGCCUUUCCACGGAGGAGAGGGAAAUUCUUAGUCAUCAUGAUAAAGAUUUGGAGACUAUUGGGAGUGUUUCCGUGCCUUGGAUAAAUAUCCUGACGUCACUUCCGGUUUGGGCAAUAGUCGCAGCUAAUUUCGCGCUGGACUGGGCAUUCUACAUUUUGCUUAUCUCAAUCCCCAAAUAUCUUGUCGAGGUUCAACAAACAGAGAUCCAUACGAUGGGUUUCUUGGCAGCAGCUCCCUUUUUAGUCAAAGGGGUGUUCACGCCUGUUUCUGGCCUCACGGCAGAUCUGAUGCGAAAGAAAAUGCAAACGAAAACCGUCAGACGGGUUUUUUACGCUGUUGGUACCCUGCUGACUGGUGUCCUGAUAGUGGCGGCGGGGUACGCACAUGUGGUGGCUGUCGUUGUGUUUGUGGCUCUCGCCGGGGCAUCCACGUCCAUCUCAUACGCCGGGUACACAGUCAACAUGUUGGAUAUUGCCCCUCGAUGUGCCGGCGUCAUCAUGGGGAUUUGUAAUACAGUGGGGACAACCGCUGGAUUCAUUAGCCCCAUGCUUGUGGGCUUUUUAACGCAACACAAGAGUGCAGCCGAGUGGCGGAUAGUCUUUUGGGUCGGCGGUAUCAUAAUGUUUGUUGGCACCGGCCUCUUUUGCCUCCUGCUCGAGGCAGACCGGCAGGAUUGGGACAAGAAAAUGGACGGGAGUACCAACGACGAAAAUCAGGGGCAAGACAAGCCCGCAAAGGAAGAAGUUCUCACCCCACCAAGCAGAAAAUAAACUUGGAGGCCUUUUUAAACAAAGCGUAUUAUAAAGUUAGUUUUACACGAAGAAAAUAAUAUGUUGAAUUCUUUAAGGCCCAUCUACACUAGCAACUUUUGUAGGGACUCGAGUUGCGAUUUUUGCGGCGGCUAUAUUCAAUUUUUAUCCUCAUUCUGCUCACCCAACCCAGCAGAAAAUAAACUUGGAGGCUUUUUUUGAACAAAGCGUAUUAUAAAGUUAGUUUUACAUGAGAAAAAAGGUCCGUUUACACUAGCAACUUUUAUAGCACCACACGAGUUGCAAUUUUUGCGGCGCUUUUAUCGCACUCUGACUCACUCGUGUAAACAGAGUCAUCACUCGUGUAAACAGAGUCGUCACUCGUGUAAACAGACUGAAUCAAUCGUGUAAACAGGCUGAAUCAAUCGUGUAAACAGACUGCGAAUUCGCGGCGUUUUUACGGCGACAGCUUGCAAAUUAGAUAACACCUAACAGAUACUAAAAGUGUCCGAUGUUUUUUAGCAGAACAGCUAAAGAAUAUAUUGCAAGAACUAUUGUGCUCUAUGUAGUUAUUUAUAGCAAUAUCCUUUGUUGUACGACCUCCAAGAAUCCAAAAUUCCUUUCCUCUAUUCCCUCUAUUCCAUUCCUUCCUUCGACUUGAAGUUAUUAUUUCUUUCGUAAGUGAAAAUUUUCGGGUAAGACAGAAUACCCUGGUUUUGCGAGGAUAAACGAUCUCCUAAAUUAUUAGUGAAAAAAGUGCCACAAGCCACCCGGUAAUUCCAGGAGAUUUUCUGAUAUGGUUAUUACAUGGGGUUUUAAUUUUACUUCCAUACUGUAGUUUCGAAAGGGCGGAACUGCAUUUUAUCAUUCAGAUCAUUACUGUAACAAAUUCACUCUCAUAGGAAUCCAAUUAAAAAAAUCGUUACCGUUAUCAAAUGGUCUAAGAAAAAGGUCAUUAAUUAUCCGUGAAAAAUUUACUUUAAUUUUUUUAACCGAGAGAUGGCCUGAAUGUCGCUGUUAUCAGCGGGCUUCCGUUCAGCAAACGGAAGUCAUGAAAGUUUAGGUAAGAGAACCAUCAUAUUUAUUAAUUUAAUUUUUAGGGGGUCUGGGGAGAAAAUCUUGAAAUUCCAGACUAUUAGGAGGCUCGGAGAUUGAUCAGAAUACCUCUUCAAAAAAUAAGGCCCUUCGCGAAACAACCCUGUUUAAAAAUUGGGGACCUCCUUCAAAUCGGCGCUCAAAACAUUGCAAAAAAAAAAAAAAACAUCCCCCAAAUGGCAGCCCUCCCCUCAUGACCCUUCCCUUAUUUGAUCGUGAAAGCCAUUUUGCAAAUAAAAUACCGCAUUUUUGGUUGCUAAGCUUCAGGAUUUAUUGUAAGACGCACAUAAAGAUUCUAAAAUUUGCAAGACGCUUUCGCGUUCGAAAAAUAUGGGCUACCUGUGGUUGAAGAUAAACGAAUGGGCUGCGGGUCAGCGGGUAGCACACGAAAGUGAGGCUAUGGUCGACAACAAGAGAAGUGGACACGCAAAAACAGUGUGAAAGUCUUGUGUUUUAUAGAAAAAUCCCCAAAA